This is a messenger RNA of Acytostelium subglobosum LB1, 2661 nucleotides long. RefSeq lists its product as hypothetical. The transcript has a single exon. Lineage: Eukaryota; Evosea; Eumycetozoa; Acytosteliales; Acytosteliaceae. The record is from RefSeq and is a predicted model, not a curated record. The annotation marks the transcript as partial.
AUCAAUCUAUCAAUCAAUAAUCUAGAAAUGGGAAAAGGAGACACAGGAAAGAGUGAUAUCAAAUCUGCAACGGCAGAGAUGAAGAAUGAGUUCAAGGCAUACUCGGUGGAGGCUGCUGAUAAUAUACAACAGGAGGUCCACAAGACAUUUGAUGAUGUCAAGUCGGCUUCAUCAAAGGCUGUCAACGAUGCCAAGGAUGUAUAUGGAAAGACUGUCAACGAGGCCAAGGAUGCAUUUGGAAAGACAAAGGCACAGGUCGAGCAAAAGGCCGCCAAUGUCAAGUCAGACAUAGAGAAGGAGAUUAACAAGGCCAAGGACUCUGUGGCCGAGGCCAAGAAGGAGGCUGAGAAAUGGAAGUCCUCUGCCGAGCGCAACGUUGAGGCGGCCAAGGAGAAGUUGUCCGAGAGUGCCCAGACCUUGAAGGACAAUGCUCAGAACUUGAUCAAGACAUCCAACGAGGACAUCCAACAGAUCAAGGAGGGUGCCCAGAACGUUGCCAAGAAGGUGGAGAACAUGGUGCAGGACGGCACCUCUGGUCUAAAGAAGUCAAUUGGUGACAACAUUGGCUACGCCAAGGAGAAGAUCCAAGAGGGAGUGGAGAGCCUCAAGAACAUGGGUGCACCCAACUUGGACCAGACCGGAAGCUUGAGGAAGGAGUGGGAGGAGCUGGACCGCACUGCCAGACAAUGGCCACAAAUGUUGUCCAACUCGAUCGAGUCUGCUGCACCAAUCGCUGGCGCCGCCAUCGGUUCACGUUCAUGGGAGGGCUGGCACAUGGACAAGCCAUCCAGUGACCCAGACCAAGACUUUGUCGACGGCAAGUUGGUGAAGGAUUGGGGUGGCCAGUCAUGGUCACGUGGUGGAUUCAACACUGAUCGUUCAAUCAACACUGAUCAAUACAAGACAUCAUCCAAGAUCCAGGAGCGUGGCACUGGUCUUGACCUGCGCCAUGGUGUCCAUGAUCUACAAUCGUUCGUUGACGGAAGAGCCUCGACCAUCAGACAACAAGUGGCCCAGGGCUCAUCCAUGCUCGAGAAUCAGAUGUAUCGUGGCAUUGACGACCUAAAGAAGAGCUCACUGAAUGUCCAUGAGGAGCUCAAGAAGAACGCCGCCCUCCUCAACGAGCAACUGAACGCCGGCACCAAUGACCUGGAGAACGAGGUGCGCUUGGGAACCUUGGACCUGUUGGACAAAUUGAAGAGAGACACCCACUCAUUCAAGAAGUCAAUCAAGCAAGGUGCCAACCAGCUCCAGGAGAAGGUGAACCAGAACGCCAACGAGCUGCACUACAAGAUCCACAACUCGAUCGAGACCUUGGAUGGCGUGGCCACCGUCAAUGCCAACUUUGAGGGCCUCAAGGACAGCGUCAAGAACAGCUCCAACAUCCUCGGCGCCGAGGCUGACCGUCUCCACAACAAGAUGCACAAUGGUUCCGUUGUCCUGGAGAAGAACGCCCAGCAACUCCAGAGUGAUAUCGAGGCCGGUCUCGAGAAGCUCCGCCAGGAGGCAUUGUUGCUCCAGAAGAAGGCUGCCGAUGGAGCCAAGGGUCUCCAGGUCGAGGCCGUCACCCUCCAGGGUGAGGUCGACACUGGUCUGCACAAGUUGAAGAGCAAGGCCAACGAGCUCCAGCUCAAGCACCAGGGCGAGCUGAAGCAAUUCCAGCAGCAGCUGGCCAAGGAGUUUGAGGGCAGCCUCAGCAAGAUUGGCACCAUCCAGUCUGAGAUCAAGGCGGGCACCAACCAGCUCCAACAACAAGUGCGCCAAGGCACAGCCGAGUUGCAGGGCUUCAUCAAGAAGGGCUCUCAAGACUUGAAGGACCUAGCCGACAAUGGUGCUGGUCUGUUGGAGAAGCAUGCACAGAUUGGCAUUGACCGUCUCAAUGAGGAGGCAUCCAAGGGCUACACAGAGUUCAAGAGGAACGUCCACUACGUGCCACCACAGACUGACGCCAAGUUCAACGCUGGCCAGGAGCAAUGGGGCACAGGCGACCGUUGGUUCGGUAGCUUCAUCUCCACCACCAACGACAAGAUUGGUAACCUCGUCAACAUGACCAAGGAAGAGACCGAGGGAGUGACCGAGCAGGCCAAGAGCGCAUGGUGGGACUUCUCCAGCUGGGGAUGGUCGGGACACAAGGCCGAGCCAGUCAAGGUCACCAGUGACUUUAUGCACCAGACCAAGGAGAUCGCCAACGACGCCUUGACCAGCGCAAAGGAGAUUGUUGUCGACACUUUGGAGACCAUCCAGAAGGACCACAACAACAACUACCAGCAGACCUUUGACGCCCUGCGUGAGGUGCCCAAGAUCAUCUCCAACGUCACGACCAACGUCACCAGCACCGUUAAUAACAGUGCCAACAACAUCGAUGAGAAGAUCUCCGAGACCGUCAACAGAUCCGUGCGCUCUGUCAACAGGGACUACUGGAACGACCUCGACCAUCUGAACAAGCAGAGCGGUGCCCUGUACGCUGCUCUUGGAGGUGUUGGAGGCUCGAUCAUCACCAGCUCCAUGUUUGUUGAGAAUCCAUCGCCACUGACCCGUUACGGUGCCAUCCUCGGUCUGGCUGGUCUGGGAGGCUGGUACGGUCUCACUCGUCCACACAUGCAAGAGCGUAGAAACAUCAUCUUGCAACACAGAGAGAAGAAGCAGGAGCACAAGUCCUUU